AGUCAGCUCCCUACCAUUCAAACAACAACUACUUGCACUAGUACUACACACUACUAGUACUAGUACACAACAAUACUCGAGUCUAUACUUAUAAGUUAGUAUUCAACUUUAAAAUAUAUACAAUCUGGUAAAAUCCUUACUCCCGUGACCUCGUGUCAUCAUGUCUACAUCUACAUAAAUAUUAACUUUUUCAAACAAAUAUAUAUAUAAAUACUAUAUAUAUAGUAUAUAUUUUUUUAUAAAUAUUUACUCUAUUUAUAUUUAUAAAUAAUAAUAUUUAUUAUUUUAUUCAUAUAAAUUUUUUCUGUAACGGAAAUUUGUUCAUUCAAAUUUUCGCUAUCAAUUGCACAUAAAUAUAUACCAUAUAUACAUAUAUAUAUAUAUAUACAUAUUUAUUUAAAUAUCAACACGAUGGAAUUACGUCGACGUCAGCUUUCAAAUGAAGACACAAAUGAACUUCCACCGCGCGCGAAGAAAGUUCCAGCCUCAACACUAUUUAAAAUGCGACCAAAAAAAGUGUUUCUGUCACUGGGGAUCCUCCUGUUCGUCUACAUCGCGAUAUCCUUCAACCUGGAGCCGAUGCGUCUGGGCUCCACAGCAAUCGACAAUCUCGCGAGUUCCCUAAACCUCCAGAAACUCCAGUACGUUGUGAUAAUAGACGCGGGUUCAACCGGCAGCCGCGUGCUGGCCUUCACUUUCCACAACUCAAUCAUCAGCGGCGACCUGGUACUGGACCACGAGCUCUUCGCUGAAGUUAAACCGGGUCUCAGUAGUUUUGCAGACGACCCUCAAGCAGGGAUCCAGUCUCUCCAGACACUUAUCGACAAAGCAAAAGCUGUAAUUCCUGAGUCCGCUUGGCCGAACACUCACGUGAGUAUGAAAGCCACCGCAGGGCUGCGACUCUUACCCCGUCACAAGGCCGACAAUAUAAUAGCAGAGUGUACGAAGUUCUUCAGCCAGUCCGGGUUCCUCACCACCAAGAACUCGGUCUCCAUAAUGGAAGGCGUCGACGAAGGAAUCUACGCCUGGUUCACCGUAAACUUCCUCACCGAGAGAUUAUCGAGUUACCAAUUCGACAAAACAGCAGCAGUAUUAGAUCUAGGCGGCGGUUCAACUCAAGUGACCUACGCUCUGGAUGACGAAGACCUCAAGACAAUUACGAAACAUUACUACACAAUAACCGCAUUCAAUCGCAACAUGACUCUCUACACUUACAGUCAUUUGGGCAUGGGCCUGAUGGCUGCGCGCAAAGGAAUUCUUACUGGGGUAGGUCAUCACCAGGAGAACGAGAAGGAGAAGGAAAAGGACCAGGAUCCAAUAGACAGAGAUUCAGAAGUCCUGGUGAGAUCUGAGUGCAUAAAUCCGAUCGUAUCUGCCGGCUGGAGCUACGGAGGAGUGAAUUACUUGGUCAAGGGACCGGUCAAUGGCACGCACAAGAAAAUCAAAGGUCCGGGUGGCGCUGUCACUGAAGAAGACAGACCUGUUGUUAGAGUUAAUGAGUGCAUGAAGGUCGUUAAGAAUUACAUUGAUAACAUUGAUGAAAAACCUGCGGGAUUGGCUAAGCACAAUAUUUAUGCUGUUUCCUAUUACUAUGACCGAGCUACUGAGGCAGGACUAAUAGAUCCAUUUAAAGGAGGCGCUAUAACUUUGCAAUCAUUUCACAAAAAACUUAUUGAAAUAUGUAAUUAUCCAAAUACUGAUCAGCCAUUUAUGUGCCUGGAUAUGACGUUCAUUUAUGUUUUGUUACACGACGCAUUUGGUCUUGAUCAUACGACUAAAUUAAAUCUCUACAAAAAAUUCAACGGACACGAGCUAAGCUGGAGUUUAGGCGCAGCUUUUAGUCUCCUUGAUAGCGAAUGAUGUCGGCUCAAAGAAUAAAUUCAAAAUAGACAAAUAAUUAUUUUAUAGAAAAUUUUUACUCAUACAUUCGCUAGUACAAUUAAAUAUAUAUAGCUAAAUAAAUCAAGUGUCUUUAUAAAGUUGUACAAUUAAAUAUCAUGUUUUUUUUUUGUAAUUAAAAAAAAUGUUAGUGCCUUUGUAAAUAAAUUUUUAUUUUAAUUUUAAAA
This is a messenger RNA of Microplitis mediator, 2066 nucleotides long. RefSeq names its product nucleoside diphosphate phosphatase ENTPD5. Gene Ontology annotation, cellular component: membrane. Gene Ontology annotation, biological process: nucleoside diphosphate catabolic process. The coding region runs from base 412 to 1860 and encodes 482 amino acids. Gene Ontology annotation, molecular function: GDP phosphatase activity; UDP phosphatase activity. Lineage: Eukaryota; Metazoa; Arthropoda; Insecta; Hymenoptera; Braconidae. The transcript is spliced from 4 exons. The record is from RefSeq and is a predicted model, not a curated record.